CUGGUAUUUCUUUGGCUGCUGUGUUGCUCGAAAUGACUGCAAUUAGUUUUGUACUGCCCGUAUCUGAAUGUGAUUUAUUAUUAACUACAAAAGACAAGGGGAUGCUGAGCAGUAUCGGAUUUAUCGGAAAUGUUGCUGACGCUCCUUUUUGAAAAACUAAUCAAACUAAGCAAAAAUUGUCGAGCAGGCAUUAUUGUCUCAUCGUUUUUAUGGGGCUACUUGGCCGACACGAAAGGCCGACAAAUUGUCAUGAAGUGGUCGUUAUUGCUUGCUUUUAUCGUUUCCGUUGCAUCAUCAUUUUCCAACGAUUUUUGGUCGUUGCUCAUCUUAAGGUUCCUAACCGGAUUCUUUGUUUCCGGUGGCUAUGGUCCAGCAUUCGCUUAUAUUGGUGAAUUUCACACGGAAAAGAACCGGUCGCGGGUAAUUUUGUACGCAUCGAUCAUUUUAGGACUUUUUACCUUAGUCUUGCCACUGGUGGCAUGGCUCGUUAUUAACCAAGAUUGGAUGUUCGAUUUUCCUGCCAUACAAUUCACUUACAAACCGUGGCGAUUGUUUGUCGUUGGCUGUUCUAUGCUAAGUUUAGUCGCUUUCGUUAUCUUAUGCAUUCUACCAGAAAGUCCGAAAUUCGUCUUGAAUAACGGCAAUGUGGAGGGAGCUAUUGAAAUCAUAAAGACGGUUCAUCGAUGGAACUGUGGAAAAAGUGCCGAUCUGGAUCACAUUUAUGGGCUAUACGAUGAAACAGCGUCAGAGCAUGAACAGGAUGUGCGAAAGAUGACAUUGUUCGCAUCGAUUUGGUUCCAAAUCAAGCCUCUGUUUUUGCCACAACAUUUAAGAACGACGGUGCUGAUCUGCAUUUUAAAGUUUAUUGAAUUUGCCGGAACUAAUGGAUUAUACGUCUGGAUACCUGAAGUAUUAAAUCGUCUGGCCAAGAAUGACGUAGACUAUCCUGGCGAACGGAUACGUAUGUGUGAUGUUGUUUACAGGUACCGACCGAACAUCACGUAUUUGGACGAUAACAUUGUAUUCUCAUCGGAGGUAAUUGCGUUCUCGAAAUUAUGA
Molecule: messenger RNA, 1059 nt
Organism: Bradysia coprophila
Lineage: Eukaryota; Metazoa; Arthropoda; Insecta; Diptera; Sciaridae
Product: synaptic vesicle glycoprotein 2A-like
Source: RefSeq, a predicted model, not a curated record